CCUUUCCCUUUCCAUUAAUCUGUGUUUUGGGGUUCCAUUUGUGCAUCUGGUUUGUGAGUUUGAAGCUUCAAAGGUGUGCAAAACAACAAAAGUUCCCUGAUAUUCUUGACUGAUUCGAGCAAUUCUUGUCUCACUUACCACUUCCCUCUCUUCACUGACAAAUUUCCAGAUUCCAUAUGCUUCAUUUCCUCUGUAGAAUUAGCACAUUGAGGCGCUGAAUCUCCGCUUUUUUUUGGACUCCAUUUCCUUCUUCCUUCAACCCUCUCCAACACACAUCCUAUUAUUUUAUUUACCUCUUUCUUUAACUUUCUUAUCUACUCCUUCCUUCCUUCCUCACCCACAUUCCCAUUUCUCCUUUCUCUCAACCGUGGUGGUCGAGAGCUAACACUAUGUGCUCCGAAACAACCUCGCCAAGGAUAUCGUUUUCCCACUAUCUCCUCGGCGAGGGCGGCCUGCCGAUCGAGCACAGGCUGCCGGACAUAACACUGUUGGAUGCAAAUCUAGACUUCAAGUUCAGCAUCAGCAUAGAACAUGAAUCUUCCACUGCAGAUGAGCUGUUCAGCAAUGGAAUCAUCCUUCCCAUCAAAGCUGAAUCCCAUAAACAAUCCCAUCCUUUUGAGGUUCCUUUCACAGCCUCACUCCCUCCUCUCCCUCCCAAACAGAAUUCAAACCACACACUCAAGAAAAUCAGAGUGGUAAAUGAUUCAUCUUCUUCACAUCAGUUAGAACAGAGAGAUGCAGAGUCCAAAUCCUUUUGGGGAUCCAAAAGAAGUAGCAGUAUCAACUUUGAAGGUAAAAGAACAUCUCUUUGCCCUCUCCCGCUUCUUCUAUCACGAAGCAUUUCAACUGGGUCAGACUCAAAUCCAAAAUCCAAAAAGCAUAAAGAUUCACAGAAGCAAAUUUCUCAGAAGCAGUACUCAACAUCGAUGAGAAAGUCGUCAUCGCCGCCGCCGCCGCCGCCGCCGCCGUCGUUAAAUCAAUAUCCAACAAAUGUAAGGCCUCAGAUGUGCAAGAAUCCCGGAGGGGUUUAUGGCAAUUACCAUUACAUUGGGUCUGUGUUGAAUGUGCCGCCAAAGUUCUUCGGUUUUGGUUCACUUCUGCUAUGUGGGAUAGACAGAAAGAGUAAGAAGUGAUUUGUUCUUCAUUUUCUAUUUCAUUUUUUUUUACUUCUUCUUCUUCUGAGUUCAAUCUAUGGGUGGCUUUUCCA
Cucurbita maxima (winter squash) is the source of this 1207-nucleotide messenger RNA. RefSeq lists its product as uncharacterized. NCBI's taxonomy places the organism in Eukaryota, Viridiplantae, Streptophyta, Magnoliopsida, Cucurbitales, Cucurbitaceae. The transcript has a single exon. The coding region runs from base 390 to 1133 and encodes 247 amino acids. The record is from RefSeq and is a predicted model, not a curated record.